GGAGUGCUGUACACGUGUGUUGUUGGCGGACGGGGGUAACAGACGUCGUGAGCGCGGAACCUCGUGUCCUCUGCCACUCAGGCCAGUCUGUCUACUUUUUGGGCCAUUCUACUGUCUUUCAAGAUUUUGGUUAUUUAGAGGACGCGCUGAUUUCUUCUUUACUUUUAAAAAAGGAAACCAAAACUGACUUGAUAGACUUUUGGUGUUGUGGAUUUAAAUAGUCAUAUCAAAUUUGAAAAAAAACAACCCAAACCAGUUCGUAUGAAAAACGGAGACUAAUAGUGUGAAAAGGCACGUUUUAACACCGUGUUUUGUGUUGUGUUUUCAAUAGAGUCCUUUUUCUUAAAACAUUCUUCGUUGGAGCAUUUCUGGAAGUAGAAUUUUCACGGACGUUCUUUUUCUUUUCCAAGAUGGCCGCGACAAGGAAGUAUUGUCGCCUUCUGGCUGUUUUGUUUUCGUGUGUGGUCAUUUUUUUGACGACAGGUGUACGCUCCCUCGUGCACGAGGUCAACAGCCAGAAUUUAGACAAGUUUCUGUCGGGGAAGUUGUUCACCCUCACCUUUGUUGACUCUCCAUCAUGCACCAGAUGCCGCACGCUGUUUCCAUUCUUCGUUCAGGCCAGCCAGGUGUUCCCCAAUGAUCCUGAAAUCUUCUUCGCCAGGACUCACGACCGAAAACUCCAGGAGAAAUGGGGAGUCACCGAGUUGCCUUCCCUUAUGUUCCACAUGCACGGGCUUGGGAACCACCAGUACCUUGACCUUGACGUAACGGUGGACGAUAUCGUGGACAUGAUUGCUCGUCUGCUGCACGGUAACUUUGCCGGACUCAGCCGCACGUACUCUGUUCACGUGACGCCUGAAAACUUCCAGGAGAUGAUCAUCACGCCAAGGCAACAUGUUCUACUGCUGCUCAAUGACAAGAAGGACACCGAAGAGAGGACCAAUCUAGACCGUGUGGCUUAUGCCUUCAGGAAAGAUGACGCUAUAUUAUUUGCCUCACUGGAUGUGUCCAAGUAUGAGAAGCUGAGAAAUGAAAGGUUCAAAAGUCGAGAGACUCCAGUACUGAUGUGGUUCCAAGCAGACGAGAAAGACACCCCAAAACGAUUUGGAGGCGUCCUUUCCGCAGAGCUCAUCACCAUGUUUGUGAACGAGAGAACCGGACUAAACCGAGACACAGAGGGGGGAAUUCUCCAAGAGGCUGGCAGGAUACCUGCUGCAGACAAACUGCUCAACCAGUACAUUGAGGAUGUCGUUGACCACGUUGAUGAGCGUUUGGUAUCUUUGUCUUCGGCUCUCACAGCGCUGAAACCUAGUCUGGAAGAAUACGAAAAUGAAAUGCUCGACUACUAUCUGUUUGUACUGGACAACAUUGCAAUGGCUGGAAACGUUGCCAUCUUGAGGGAGCUCAUUCGAGGCGAGGAGGAGAAGCUGUCCGAAAAAGAAGAACUUUCCACCAAGCAACGAGAGACGUUGAAACGCCGUAAAAACGUUCUGACCUAUAUGCAGAGCUUGGUCAACGAGGUGAAGGAGUCUAGGAAAAAGAGGAAGGACGACACAAAAAGGAAACAGCAAGAAGAAACUUUAAUCUUGGAGAACCCUAGCAAACACGACCACGUCCACACUGAGCUGUAGUCUUAUUGGCAUUAGUUUUUGUGAAACUCAUCACAUAGCGUAACUGGAUGUGAGAAUAUUGUUACUUUCAUUAUACCAUUA
Molecule: messenger RNA, 1712 nt
Organism: Aplysia californica (California sea hare)
Lineage: Eukaryota; Metazoa; Mollusca; Gastropoda; Aplysiida; Aplysiidae
Product: protein disulfide-isomerase like 2-1
Exons: 12
Coding region: 411-1631 (406 amino acids)
Cellular component (GO): endoplasmic reticulum
Source: RefSeq, a predicted model, not a curated record